Myotis myotis is the source of this 1778-nucleotide messenger RNA. RefSeq names its product MORN repeat containing 1 (gene MORN1). Lineage: Eukaryota; Metazoa; Chordata; Mammalia; Chiroptera; Vespertilionidae. Gene Ontology annotation, cellular component: cytosol. Bases 151 to 1734 code for a protein of 527 amino acids. The record is from RefSeq and is a predicted model, not a curated record. The transcript is spliced from 14 exons.
GCGCAGGCGCGUCUUCUGGCUCCGGGCCCGAACGACGCCACUCCAGAUCUUGUGAUCGCCCAGAGACUGGGCCCGUGACCACACCCCUAGCGACCAACGAACCAAUAGAGGAGGCUUUAGUGGUUGCCAAGGUAAACUUCUAGCGGCAAGAUGGCAGCCGCCAGCCAAGGAAGCCGGAGCUCCCGCCCGCAGCGCCCGGACCCGCAGGGGCGGCCGCCACAGGACGGUUACGGUGUCUACACCUACCCCAAUUCCUUCUUCCGGUACGAAGGGGAAUGGAAAGGCGGGAAGACCCACGGCCGCGGGAAGCUGCUGUUUAAGGAUGGAAGUUACUACGAGGGCCAGUUCGCGGACGGGGAGAUCAUGGGCCGAGGCUGCCGCCACUGGGCCGCCUCAGGGAACACCUAUUCUGGUCAGUUUGUCUUUGGAGAGCCCCAAGGCCACGGCGUCAUGGAGUACAAGGCAGGGGGCCGCUACGAGGGGGAGCUGUGCCACGGCAUGAGAGAAGGACACGGGCGUCUGGUGGACCAGGACGGGCGCGUGUACUGCGGGUCCUUUCACAACAACAAGCGACACGGCCGGGGGCACAUGGCCUUCCCGAACGGUGACGAGUACGACGGCGACUGGGUGCGGGACCAGCGGCAGGGCCACGGGGUGCUGCGCUGUGCGGACGGCUCCACCUACGAGGGACAGUGGCACAGCGGCGUCCGCAGCGGCCUGGGCAGCAUGGCCCACUGCUCCGGGCUCGUCUACAGGGGCAUGUGGAUCAACGGCCACCCGGUGGGGCGAGCCGCGAGGACCGUGAUUCUGGGCCCGGAGGUGAUGGACGUGGCCCGGGGUGCCUCCUUCACGGUGCGCGUGCAGCUGCUGCAGGACAACGGGGCAGUGGCCACCAGCGAGGACGGCCGGGCCCUGAGGAUCACUGCGGGCGUCAGGUACGUGCAGCUGCCGGCCUUCUCAGAGGUUAGCUUCUUCACCGUGGACGCGGGCCGGCGGGAGGCGCCCAUCCAGACCCCCUUAGGGCAGCCGGGCCCUUUCUCCUCCCUGGGGUGCCCCUGGGCCCUGUGUUCCCACAGCCAGGUGUCCCCCCAGCUGGCGCCACAUGGAGCCCAGCUGCCUCCCCUUCGCAGUGGGUUCCAGUGCAUCCCCUACCCGCUGUCGGGCCUGGAGCCCGGAGCGGCCAACGCGUCACUCCCCACGGGAGACCCGGAGGUGGCACGGACCCCGGACGCCUCAUGUGGCCAGGGAGACGCCCCCGGCGGCCUGCCUGCCGGGCGACGCGGGUCCUGCUGUCCUGAGGGCUGUCGGCGAGCGGAGCGAGGCUGCGCCCAGUUCGAGGACGUCCGCCUGGGGCCGCCUCCGCCCGGGUACCACCCCGUCCCGUUCCUGGACGGCCCGCACCAGGACGCCAGCGGCAGGCCCGGAGGUGGCCUGAGCCCCGGGACAGGGACGCCCACCACGCAGGACCCCCCGGGAGGCAGCAGGCCUAACGGGGCAGCCGAGGCAGAGCCGGGGACCGAGGCCCCCCCAGGGGAGUACGUCAUCAUGAUCCAGGACGUGACCACCCCCCCGUUCCUGGGCCGCAGGCUGCCCACGGCCUUCAAACACCUCCGGGUGUCCGCCAGGGGCCCAGCCAGCAGCGCCCCCGCCCUGGAGAGAGCCCCCGAGCCUGGGCCCAGGAGGGCCGCCCACCCCCGGGGACAGGCGUCCCCUCCGGACACCACCUCAUCCUGAAGGACAGAAACGCCGCCGCUGCUUCCCGGGGCGCCACCCCCGCC